UUAUCUGUGUUAAUAAUGUUGUUCUUACGCCAUUGCUUUUAUUAUGAAUUGCUUGUGCAUUAUUUGUUUAGUUUGGAAGUAUUAUGUAUCUCAUUAGUUUAACUUCAUUGUGGAAUAGUAAUACUACAAUAUGCCCAAUACACAACAAUGAAUUUAAAUUUACAGUCGGAAUGUAAUCUUGCUGCAAUCCUAUAAUUUUCAUUUUUCGUAGGAAUGUCCUGAUCAACAUGUCUACCAAAAAUGCUUUCUUGUUUUUCAUUAACUUUUAAUGGACGAUAUAGAACAAACAAAGGAUCAUAAAAUCUCGGAAAAUGUCGGCAAGUCUGUAUUUUUGCCAGUAUAAUGGAUUGCUGACAGAAAAGGGGAAGAGUAAAUAAAAAUUAAAAUUCUGCCCAGAAAAUGACGCAGUAUAUGCCUCCAUAACUUUGAUGUCUACCUACAAUCCAGGGUAGCACCACGGUUAAUGGGGUGGAAUGUGCCCGUUGAAGAGUUGAUCCAUAUACCGUCACACUGGCUGUCAUUCCCUGAGGUUGACCCCAUGAUGCAUUACUCCCUUGGUCUGCUCUAUUGUUUCUUCUGUGUUGCUGCUCUUGUUGGCAAUGGACUUGUCAUUUGGAUUUUCUCCACAGCGAAGACACUUCAGACUCCAUCAAACAUGUUUGUGGUAAAUCUGGCAAUAAUGGAUUUCCUCAUGAUGCUUAAGACACCAAUCUUCAUCUACAACUCGUUCAAUAAGGGAUUUGCUGCAGGACAAGUAGCAUGCCAAGUCUUUGCUUUUAUUGGAUCCUGUUCAGGCAUUGGUGCCGCCUUAACUAAUGCUUGCAUUGCCUAUGACCGAUACAUGACAAUUGCAAGGCCAUUUCACGGGAGAGUGACAAGGGGAAGAGCUGUCGUCAUGUUGGUAUUCGUGUGGGCCUAUACUCUGCCUUGGGCUGUAAUGCCAGCAUUGGAGAUCUGGGGGCGAUUUGUACCAGAGGGCUACCUGACCAGCUGCAGCUUUGAUUACUUGACAAAAACACCCGAGAACCAAUUCUUUGUGGUAACAAUCUUCAUCUUCUCAUAUAUACUGCCCAUGAGCCUCAUCAUCUAUUUCUACUCACAGAUUGUUAGUCACGUAGUUAACCACGAGAAGGCCCUGCGAGAACAAGCUAAGAAGAUGAAUGUGGAGUCCCUGCGCAGCAAUCAACAGCAGAACCAGGUGUCGGCUGAAAUUCGCAUCGCUAAGGCUGCUAUCAGCAUCUGCUUCCUGUUCGUAGCAUCGUGGACACCGUAUGCUGUGAUGGCCCUCAUUGGAGCAUUUGGAAACCAGGCUCUCCUCACGCCUGGAGCGAGUAUGAUUCCAGCUUUAACUUGCAAAUUCGUUGCCUGCCUGGACCCAUACGUGUACGCCAUAAGUCACCCCAGAUACAGAGUUGAGCUACAGAAGCGACUCCCAUGGCUCAAUAUCGAUGAGACACAGCCACAGAGUGAGACCACCUCUGCCAUCACAACCAACGUCAGUACUGACAGCACGGGCACUCCGGACUAAACUACUCCCAUCUGCCAUAGUUCGCAGCAUAGUCAGAGGGAGGACCUACUGCUCUUGAUUUCGCAGAAUUCUGCGUAACUUUUUACUUCGUUCAUUGCAAUUCAUUGUAACCAAUUACUUUUACGUGUAAUUAAAUCACAAAUUUCUGAUUUUAUGAAAUGUGAAAAUGCAUUAAAAGACCUGGGAAUACUCAA
Molecule: messenger RNA, 1722 nt
Organism: Zootermopsis nevadensis
Lineage: Eukaryota; Metazoa; Arthropoda; Insecta; Blattodea; Termopsidae
Product: opsin, ultraviolet-sensitive
Biological process (GO): visual perception; G protein-coupled receptor signaling pathway
Cellular component (GO): membrane
Molecular function (GO): G protein-coupled receptor activity
Source: RefSeq, a predicted model, not a curated record